CCAAUACCUCCAGCCGCAACCCUACCAAAGCAGAAAAUUGCUCCACCUGAGAAAUUCUCGGGUCAUGGCACUCCAAAGAUAAAAGAAUGGCUCGAACAGGUCUAUCUAUACCUGGACGAUGUUGUGGACGAGCAGCUUCACAUAAAGCUGUCUCUGUCAUAUCUGAAAGGAGAUGCCCAUGACUACAUGGACAAUUAUUACACUUUGGUACAAACAAAUUCUCUGCUCGGGAUGUGGGCCGACUUUGUCAACUGGCUCACUACAUCGUAUGACACCAAGGACAAGCCGCGAGAGGCACGGCUUGAGGUUGAGCACCUUACCAAGAAUCCCUGGACAGACAUGUCCAAAUUUGCCAAAAAUUUCAAGAAGUGGGCCAACAAGUCUAACUUAUCCGACGUGGACCUCAUUGAAAAGAUCCGCCGCAUCACGCCCGACAAAAUCCUGCAAGUACAUGCGGGAACUGACGAGGUGCAGUGGCCUACUACAUGGGAGGCUUACCUCGACUGGGACUUAGAUAUU
Messenger RNA from Laetiporus sulphureus 93-53, 519 nucleotides. RefSeq lists its product as uncharacterized. NCBI's taxonomy places the organism in Eukaryota, Fungi, Basidiomycota, Agaricomycetes, Polyporales, Laetiporaceae. The annotation marks the transcript as partial. The record is from RefSeq and is a predicted model, not a curated record. The transcript has a single exon.